AUUCAUUGAUAAAUUUGGUUCGCAACAGUUGCGUCCGUUGAUGAGCUAGUAAUUUCGGAUCCAGCGCCAUGAAGAGUACCGGCACAAUUUUUCUUCUUGCUCUAGCCGUGGUCAACGGUUUCCGGUUGAGUUCCAACAACCUCGACCUAAACUCAACACAACCUUUCAUAACCGGAGGAACCAAUGCCGUCCUGGGUCAGUUCCCCUCGGUUGUGGCCAUCUCAAUACCAGGUCCCAUCUCCAAUGCCUUCUGUGGCGGGGUGAUCUUGAAUGCCAACCACAUCCUGACAGCUGCAAGAUGCGUUCUAACCGAGCAAAACACGCUCCCGUAUCCCUAUCAGGUGACCGUCUUUGCCGGUGAUCUUCAGAUCAACUUCAAUGGUCCCAGAACCACCAUAUCUGCCGUCUACGUACAUCCCCAUUACAACCCGUUCAAGUUCGACCACAAUCUGGCGGUUCUCCGAACUACUACCGACCUAGUUCCACCGGCAGUUCCAAUCCCCAACCUAGAUCACGCCCAACUCUAUGAAGACAUCGCCUUCGACGGUAUGACCUGUUCCGUGGCCGGUUGGAGCGAUAACGUAGCACAACCUCUCCAGCAGUUCAUCACAGUACCAAUCCUGAACCGGGACACCUGCAACGGACUGGAAGUUCAUCUGGGUCGUAUCUCGGAAACGAUGAUGUGUGCCGGAGCGACCAAUCAGGGUCCCGGGGUUUGUAACACCAACGUAGGCACCGGGUUGUUCUGCGAGGGACGCCUAGCAGGCAUUCUGUCGACUGGGUUGGGAUGCGGUACAACUCUACAUCCAGGCGUUUACAUGCAGGUGCGGCACUAUUUGCCCUGGAUUCGGGAACAGUUCGAUCGGCAGGACAUUCCCGAGGGCGGAACGUCACCCAUUCCAGUCUGGUAGGAUUUGUAGGUUUGACUGAAACUCAAAUUUAAAGAAGGUUUUAUUUAUGGCUCAGAACCCUGUUUUAAUAAACUUACAACAACAUCAACAAAGAAACAG
This is a messenger RNA of Uranotaenia lowii, 1010 nucleotides long. RefSeq names its product trypsin-like. Gene Ontology annotation, biological process: proteolysis. The transcript has 2 exons. Gene Ontology annotation, molecular function: serine-type endopeptidase activity. The coding region runs from base 69 to 911 and encodes 280 amino acids. The record is from RefSeq and is a predicted model, not a curated record. NCBI's taxonomy places the organism in Eukaryota, Metazoa, Arthropoda, Insecta, Diptera, Culicidae.